Messenger RNA from Fusarium oxysporum Fo47, 835 nucleotides. RefSeq names its product 40S ribosomal protein eS12. Gene Ontology annotation, biological process: translation. Lineage: Eukaryota; Fungi; Ascomycota; Sordariomycetes; Hypocreales; Nectriaceae. Bases 106 to 546 code for a protein of 146 amino acids. The transcript is spliced from 3 exons. The record is from RefSeq and is a predicted model, not a curated record. Gene Ontology annotation, molecular function: structural constituent of ribosome. Gene Ontology annotation, cellular component: ribosome; cytosolic small ribosomal subunit.
CUAAACGAAGACAUUUCCCAGAUCACGACUCUACCCCCCUUCCAACUUUUCCUUGAUACACAUAGAAAUCUUCGAGGAUCGCCCGACAAGAAAAGAUUAUCCAAGAUGUCGGACGUAGAAGACAACACCCCCGAGGUCGCCGAUGUUGUUGAGGUUUCCGGCGAUGCCCCCAAGGGCCAGAUGUCCAUUCUCGACGCUCUCAAGGGUGUCCUGAAGCUCUCUCUCAUGCACGACGGUCUCGCUCGUGGUCUCCGUGAGGCUUCCAAGGCCCUCGAUCGCCGACAGGCACACAUGUGUGUCUUGAACGAGAACUGCGAGGAGGAGGCCUACAAGAAGCUUGUUGUCGCUCUCUGCAAUGAGCACAACAUCCCCUUGAUCCAGAUCCCCGACGGAAAGCAGCUCGGCGAGUGGGCCGGUCUCUGCGUUCUUGACCGUGAGGGUAACGCCCGCAAGGUCGUCAACUGCUCUUGCGUCGUCGUCAAGGACUGGGGUGAGGAGUCUCAGGAGCGAUCUAUCCUCCUCAACUACUUCCAGACCGAGCAGUAAGGGCCUUUAAACGGUGUAUGAUGUGAAGGGAGAGGAUUAGAGGUGCGGACUUGACUUUGUUUCGAGGCCGCUCGACACGACUUUUCGCUUGUACUCUAGCCACUUCGGUUGGCAUCUAAAACGGUUUAGGCCUCGUAUCUCAUGGCCAUAUUGCAUUUGAGAGGAAUAAAAAAAAAUUGGGCAUCAAAUUAGAUUCUCAACUUGUCUCUUGUGCUUCUGUUGUAAUUGUCAUGCAGGUUUGACGUGACUAUGCUGUGCCAUCUACUUCCGUCCCUCGACCUCCCAUAAU